CUGGCCCACGGAAUCACUCCCGUCACUCCUCGAGUCCGGCGGCAGCGGCGCCGGCGCUGGCGACGGCCACGGCGAGGCGUAUCGGUAUUGGGGAGCGGCGGCUAGAGAGAAGGUGGUGGCGAGAUGCGGCUUGGCCACCUACUCGGCGUCCGCCACCGUGGCGGUCAUGCCCAAGAACAAGGCCUAGGGAAGCAACUGCGGCGACCGGCAGUGCCGCGGCGGCGGCAGCGAGCCGUAUCGGGGACGCCACGGCUUGAGAGGCGGUGGCGGUGAGAUGGUGAGGUUGGCCGGCUGCUCCCCACCCGCCAUCGUGGCGGACAUUCCAGUAUAGUUUUUCGUGCGCCAUCUUAUCGAGGAAAAUGACGGCACCUGGUUUUGCUUCCCCGCGACGUGCAGCAGUGGAUGGAGAAGUAAGCUUCAAACAGAAUGCUGAUGACGUCCCUAUCGGCAUAUAUAUGGACCGUGCAUUGAGUUGGUGUGAGCUGCGAGCUCAUUGAGCACAAUGGCAGUGCAGAGAACAGAUGCUGCCUCUUGGCUCCGUGAGCUGGUUCUUGUUUACGCCAUGUGCUGGACAGUCUCACUGGGUUUUGUUGCGGGUCAAACCGGGCAGUUGAAUGUCGAUGCCUCGCCGCAGAAUGCAAGGAAGAUCCCUGAUAAGAUGUUCGGUAUAUUUUUCGAGGAGAUCAACCAUGCUGGGGCUGGUGGGUUGUGGGCAGAGCUUGUAAGUAACAGAGGUUUUGAGGCUGGUGGACCUAAUACACCUUCAAACAUUGACCCAUGGCUGAUAAUUGGGAACGAAUCAAGUAUCAUUGUUGGGACUGAUAGGACAUCCUGUUUUGAGAAAAAUCCGGUGGCACUUCGGAUGGAAGUUCUUUGUGAUUCUAAAGGAACCAAUAACUGCCCUUCUGGAGGUGUAGGAGUCUACAAUCCUGGUUAUUGGGGCAUGAAUAUUGAAAGAAGAAGGGUUUAUAAGGUGGGCCUGCACAUUAGAUCUUCAGAUGCAGUAUCCUUAACUGUUUCCUUGACAAGCUCCGAUGGUCUGCAGAAACUGGCCUCUCACACCAUAACGGCUAGCAAGAAACAGUUUGCUAAAUGGACAAAGAUAGAGUUUCAUCUGAAAUCUAGCCAAACCAAUACUAAUUCAAGGCUCCAGCUUACAACCAGCAAAAGUGGGGUGAUUUGGCUCGACCAGGUGUCAGUUAUGCCAUCGGAUACCUACAUGGGACACGGUUUUAGGAAAGAUCUCGCUUCUAUGUUGGCCAAUUUAAAACCUCAAUUUCUUAAGUUUCCAGGUGGUAACUAUGCCAUGGGAAAUUAUCUGCGAAAUGCAUUUCGAUGGAGUGAAACUGUGGGUCCAUGGGAGGAAAGACCCGGUCACUUCAAUGAUGCCUGGGGAUACUGGACUGAUGAUGGACUUGGAUUCUUUGAGUUCCUUCAGCUAGCUGAAGACCUCGGUGCUUCGCCAGUAUGGGUGGUCAAUGAUGGAGCAAGCCAAAAUGAAGAGGUAUCUACUGCAACAAUUGCAUCAUUAGUGAAGGACGUGGUUGAUGGCAUCGAGUUUGCCAGGGGAGGGCCCAAGACUACAUGGGGUUCAGUUCGUGCAGCGAUGGGUCAUCCACAACCCUUUAACCUUGACUAUGUUUCAAUAGGGAAUCAAGAAUGCUGGAUGCUCUAUUACAGAGGCAAUUACCAAAAAUUCUAUUCCGCGAUUAAAGCUGCCUAUCCAGACAUCAACGUCGUGUCAAGUUGUGAUAAAUCCACUAUUUCUCCGUCCAACCCUGCCGAUCUAUAUGAUGUUCAUGUUUAUACCUCAUCUAGUGAUAUGUUUUCCAGAACUAGUAUGUUUGACAAUACGACGCGCAGUGGACCGAAGGCAAUUGUAAGUGAGUACGCUGUGACUGGAAAGGAUGCUGGCAAAGGAACACUGGUAGAAGCACUAGCAGAGGCAGCAUUUCUCGUUGGAUUAGAAAGAAACAGCGACGUGGUAGAGAUGGCAAGCUGUGCACCGCUCUUUGUAAAUGACAAUGAUCGCAGAUGGAGUCCAGACGCAAUUGUGUUCAACUCAUGGCAGAACUAUGGAUGCCCAAACUACUGGAUGCUACAUUUCUUCAAAGAUUCAUGCGGCGCAACGUUCCACCCAUCAAACAUUCAGAUUUCCAGCUACAACCAGCUGGUUGCAUCUGCCAUCACUUGGCAGAAUAGCAAAGACAAGAGCACUUACCUGAAAAUAAAGCUAGUGAACUUUGGCAACCAAGCUGUGAAUCUCAGCAUAUCUGUGUCUGGGCUGGAUGAGGGCAUCAAGAGCUCAGGGUCGAAGAAGACCGUGCUUACUUCCAGCGGGCCGCUUGAUGAGAACUCAUUCCAGCAGCCACAAAAGGUGGCGCCAGUGUCGAGCCCGGUGGACAACGCGAAUGAGCAGAUGGGCGUGUUGGUGGAUCCAUACUCCCUCACGUCGUUCGACCUGCUGCUGCAACCGAGCAAGCACUCGACCAUAUGAAAGGAGAUAUAUACUGUAGUAGUAAUAGUCUUAAGAAUAUUUAUUAGCCUGCAAAAAGAGGGGAAAAGAGAAUAAAGGAAUGUUGAUGGGGGGCUUGAUUGCUCAGGCUAACUGCAUUGCAUGGAACAUAAUAUGCCCAUCAAUAUUCUUAUUCGAUUCAGCCCAAGAAUAGAGAGAUUUACCAGGUGAGGGUGAGUCAUCCGACUCAAGAAUUGUUGUUUCAAUGAAAUUCAGAUUAGCUGACGUUGCACCGCAUCUGGGAUCUUGGCUGGCACACAGCAUAUGUAAGUAUGUACAUACGUGCAUACCAUCACCACCUGCUAGUGCUAGGAAGCUUCCUAAAUUCCUUACAGUGGCAAUUUCCUUGGCUUAUUAGGUCGCAUAAAGCUAUAACAUAAUGGUAUAUUACUUGUCAAUUGUAUUGCUAUGCAAUUUUCAGAUGUUUGGUGUAUAUAUAGCUGUAUACGCGUCA
Molecule: messenger RNA, 2969 nt
Organism: Oryza sativa Japonica Group (Japanese rice)
Lineage: Eukaryota; Viridiplantae; Streptophyta; Magnoliopsida; Poales; Poaceae
Product: alpha-L-arabinofuranosidase 1
Biological process (GO): L-arabinose metabolic process
Molecular function (GO): alpha-L-arabinofuranosidase activity
Source: RefSeq, a predicted model, not a curated record